Molecule: messenger RNA, 1505 nt
Organism: Raphanus sativus (radish)
Lineage: Eukaryota; Viridiplantae; Streptophyta; Magnoliopsida; Brassicales; Brassicaceae
Product: RHOMBOID-like protein 4
Exons: 6
Coding region: 186-1361 (391 amino acids)
Biological process (GO): proteolysis
Cellular component (GO): membrane
Molecular function (GO): serine-type endopeptidase activity
Source: RefSeq, a predicted model, not a curated record
UUGGUCAAGACAGUUGACCAACUCUUCCCCUUUCCUGUUUACAGACACAAUCUGCGAAGAUAGAACUUCUCAUAACUUCAAUGUCCAAACCAAUAUAAACCCCAUAGAGAUAUCGACCGAAAACGAAAACCCAAUCUCAAAUCUCCCGAAUUUAGUUCAAAAGCUCGAAUCUUUUAAUUGUUUCGAUGGGUGAGAAAGAUUCAGAGACAGCUCCGAUUUGGGGAAGAACACGACAGAGCGAGAGCAACAACAUCCACCGAAUGGAUGUGGAAUCGUCUGCUCUGUCUGAGCAACAUCGAUCUCAGAACCGAAGUCGAGGAGGUUCUUACGAAGAACGAGGAAGAGGAGUUAAGGAGUUUCGGAGCUGGUUCUCUUGGCUCAUCCCCUGUUUCGUGAUCGCUAACGUCGUCGUGUUCGUGAUCACCAUGUAUGUCAACAACUGUCCGAAGAAGUCUGGAGACUGUUUCGCGGGUUUCUUGGGCCGGUUCUCGUUUCAGAGUACAAAAGAGAAUCCUCUUCUGGGUCCUUCCUCUCUCACGUUAAGAACAAUGGGUGGAUUAGAUGUGAAGAAAGUGGUUAACGGAGAUGAAGGGUGGCGUCUACUAUCUUGCAACUGGUUACAUGGAGGAGUUGUUCAUUUGUUGGUGAACAUGUUGACUCUUUUGUUCAUCGGUAUGCGUAUGGAACGUGAAUUCGGUUUUAUACGGAUUGGAUUGCUUUAUCUAAUAUCGGGGUUUGGAGGAAGUAUAUUGUCAGCACUUUUCCUCCGCUCAAACAUCUCUGUGGGAGCAUCUGGUGCUGUCUUUGGUUUACUUGGAGGAAUGCUCUCUGAGAUCUUUAUCAACUGGACAAUCUAUACUAACAAGGUUGUGACGAUCAUAACUCUUGUACUGAUUGUGGCGGUAAACUUGGGACUCGGUGUGCUUCCUGGAGUAGAUAACUUUGCUCAUAUUGGAGGUUUUGCUACUGGUUUUCUUCUUGGAUUUGUGCUUUUAAUCCGUCCUCAUUACGGAUGGAUCAACCAAAGAAACGCUCCUGCAGCUAAACCUCACAAGUAUAAUAUCUGUCAAGCCAUAUUAUGGACUGUCUCUCUUCUCCUCUUGCUUGGUUGGUUCAUUGCUGGUUUGAUCUCACUUUUUAACAAUGUGGAUGGAAACAAACAUUGUUCAUGGUGUCAUUAUCUUUCAUGUGUUCCAACUUCUAGAUGGAGCUGUAACCGAGAACCAGCCUCUUGCACGACGACUCAAUUAGGCAACCAGUUGAGCAUAACUUGUUUGAGGAAUGGGAAGUCAGGAUCAUACAUUUUGGCAAAUCCCUCGGAUUCACGGAUUAAUAGCUUAUGCGUUCAGCUUUGCCGUUGAUUUUAGAAUACACAUUCAGUCAUUGUAUCUUAUUUUGUGUAUAUUUAAUAGGAGCACCUUGUUGAAUAAAUAUCAAGAUAUUAUUCUGAAUUGUAUUUGAGUUUUGAGAUCUCUGGUAAACCAUCACAGUCGUGUUUGAUCGUA